This is a messenger RNA of Ustilaginoidea virens, 1068 nucleotides long. RefSeq lists its product as uncharacterized. The record is from RefSeq and is a predicted model, not a curated record. The transcript has 4 exons. Bases 1 to 1068 code for a protein of 355 amino acids. Gene Ontology annotation, molecular function: hydrolase activity. Lineage: Eukaryota; Fungi; Ascomycota; Sordariomycetes; Hypocreales; Clavicipitaceae.
AUGCCUCAGCCACGCAAGCCGACAUUGGGCGAAAAGCUCGACCUGUUGCCGGCUCUCGCCUCGAUUCUGUUCGCAGCCUUUGCCGCUCUGCUCUGCGCCUUUCGGAGAGGGCCGAGCGAUGAGCCGUCGCUGCUUCUGCACGUCCUGUACGCGGGCACGCGGAAGCUGGGCUCAAGGCUGAACUCGUCACAGCUACAAUAUGUGUUUCCCGACACGGAAGAAGCUUACAGCAGACAGGCCAAGGCGCACAAGCUGGCUGUUCAAACCGUCGAGCUGCCUCACGGCGCAAAGGGCAACUGGAUCGGCGACCCGGACGCCGACUACGUGCUGAUCUGGUACCACGGCGGCGGCUUCACUCUGCCCGCGACCGAGGGACACUUGAACUUCUGGACCAAGUUCAUCCGCGAUCGCAAGGACCGGAAACCCAGCCUCGCCGUCUUCUUCCCUGCGUAUACCCUGGCCCCGGCGGCGCGGUAUCCCACGCAGCUCACCCAGGCGGUCGAGGCUCUGCGGUACCUCGUCGACACAGCAAGGCGCAGCCCGUCUCGCAUCAUCCUCGGCGGAGACUCGGCCGGCGGGAACCUGGCAGCCGGCGUCUUGUCGCAUGCCGCCCAUCCCCACGAGGCGAUGGAGCCGCUGACUCUUGCCGAGCCUCUUGCCGCCACGGUCAUGAUGGCUCCGUGGACGGCGCUCAACGAGACCCCAGUCCGUCUGGCCGGUUACCCCGGCGGGGACUGCAUCAACCCGGGCGCGUUGGCGGCCUGGACGAGGAACUACAUGGGCGAUGCCGCGCCGGAUUACUACACGGAUGCGUCCCUCGCGCCGCCCGAGUGGUUCAGGGGCCUGCCCACGAAAAAGAUUCUCGUGCUGGCGGGGCAAAACGAGUAUCUUUUACCGAGCAUCCGUCUAUUCGUGGAGAAACUCGAGGCUGGGUAUGGCCCUGUGGAGUUUCACAUCGCCGAAAAGGAGGCGCAUAUUGCGCCGUUUCUGAACCUGCUGUUUUAUUAUCGCACGCCGACCGGACAGGGCAAGAGGUUGCAGUCGUGGCUGCAGGAGACUGUGAUUUAG